Messenger RNA from Myzus persicae (green peach aphid), 2269 nucleotides. RefSeq lists its product as uncharacterized. The transcript has 8 exons. The coding region runs from base 935 to 2254 and encodes 439 amino acids. NCBI's taxonomy places the organism in Eukaryota, Metazoa, Arthropoda, Insecta, Hemiptera, Aphididae. The record is from RefSeq and is a predicted model, not a curated record.
UUUAUUUAAGGGAUUUUAAGUAGAAUAAUGAGAUUUAACAACAGCUGUUAUUCAUUUUAUUAUGCUACAUAUUAUCUUAAUAUUUACCUACCUAUAGAACAAGCAUAUCAUUUGGAUUUACAUGAACUCCAUCCUCCUUCAAGUACCUACAAUUUCAAAAAUUUGAACAAUUUCAAGCAAAGCCAAUGGUUUUCGUUUGCUGACUUGUUCAGUUGAAAUACAAUUUGUAAUAGCAUAUGUUUAAAAUAUUGAACUAUGAAUAAAAAAUAUUAACAUAGAUUAAAUGUGUGAAUAUAGAAUGGAAUGUGAUUUAAUAUAAUAUAUCAACUGAGAAACUAUUGGUACCUUACAUAGUUACACUUGAAUACAACGUCAUAUAAAAAUAAAAUCUACACAUUUCGGAUUAUCCUGGUAAUUGUAUAUAGAUUAUUUAAUUAUUUAAUGAAUAAUCUAUAAUUAUUUGCUUGUAACUUUUCAAGUUGUAUCAGGAAGUCAGGCUUCUUAAGGUGUUCUUGCAAAGGGAUUGUAAAACUUAAAUGAUAUUUAAAUAAAUACAAUAUACAUGUAUGUGUAUAAAAUCGUGUAUGGUGUGUUAAAUAAAUAAAUCAAUAAUAAUAAUUACUAUUAUGAAUAAGAUUUUAUUGUGUGUGGUAAGUAUUUUAUUUUACUAAGUGAACGAUCACAUUGUGAAACAAAUUACUCGAUGUCAAAUUGAAGAGAUCAUUUUAUAAUCUCACUAGGUAGUUGAUACUUGAUACGACCUCUACAUUAUACAUCUUUCAUUGAGAACCUCACCUAAAGAUAUUAAGAUUUAAUAGUUAAUUGUCUAAGGACAAAGGUUACCUUGGAAACAAAAUGUUAAAAUACUAAAUUGUAAAUCAAAAUAAAAAAAUCUUAUUUACGUACCUACUAAAUUAUUGAUGUAUGGAGGAAAAUGUCGUUUUUAAACAUAUUCAGGAAGAAAGAACCCCAAACCAAUUCUUCUGAAUCGUCGUACGCAAGUAACUUUAGUGAUCGAGUAUCUGGCGAUUAUGUGAAGAAUAAGUCGAGAGAUGUAGCCGUUGAGGACGCCGAAUCAUUGUGGGAUUGCAGAGAUCGAAUGUUGUUGAGUUUGCGCAAGAUAAAGACAGAGGUCAGCGAAGAUGAAGCUGAAAUACAACCCAAGGAUGCACCUACAAUUGUUGAUGAAGUCCAGCCGGACACCACAAUUGUGGACUUGCAGGAUGGCAAUGUUUCGAGUCAGACAAUCGAUCAGUCAACGGGGACAUCCGCGGUCACAUACAACCCAACAGCGGAAAAAAGCCAACAGACGAGCAGUCAUAGUUCGAUUGUUGUAGACGUUCAGCCGGACACCACAAUAGUGGACUUGCAGAGUGGCGUUUCGAGUCAGACAAUCGAUCAAUCAACGGACAUGCCGGCGGUUAAGCACAAGUCAGCGACUGACAACAAUCAACAGAUGAGCACCGAAAGCAUAAAAAAAUGUGUUGCAAAAAAGAAGGAAAUUCCGAGAUGUACCGACACGGUAAUUACGUACAAGCCAGAGGUUGAAAAAAAUCAACAGAUGAGCACCGAAUGUAGCAUAAAGCGGGUUCCGAAAAAGACGAACCUUCCGACAUGUACCGACACGGUGUCUACUUACAAGUUAACGGCCGGCAAGAGCCAACAGAUGAGCACCAAAAGCAGUAUAAAACAUGUUAAAAAAAAGACGAAACUUCCGCCUAUGAUUGAAUCACAGAAUACUGAAUGGGGUGAAAGUUGUAUGUCAAUGAAAGAAUAUAGUGCUUAUAAUUCUAUGGUGGACAAGCUGUGUAAACUGCAGACGAGUGCGGAUUAUCCAAAACACGUCAAGAAUAGAUUACUUGCACCGUCAUAUUACAGCAACAGUUAUCAAUGCUGCCCAUGUCACGAGGUCAUGGUACCCGUACACAAAAUCGCGUAUGGAGUAUUGAUGCUCGUCAAACAGGUGCUCGAGACUCGUCAGUUGUUGGAAAGGUGCCUGCAGCAGACCGACCACCGAAGGCCCGAAAUCAAAUUUAGACUGAGCGCCGCCGCCGCCGGGGCGAAGUAUCUGGCCGGUAAGCUUACAUUUUUGGUGAGUGACGUGAACCACACCACCGGCACACCGGAUCAGAUCGAAAUGCUCAUUGAUGUCUAUGACGCGUGCUUCAGACGUUUCAAGAAGAUCAUUAAGAUCGUGCGCCGGAUAGAAAUGGCGCAGAGCGAAGAGAUGAAUGACGAUAAUAAUAAGUGUUGAGGCCUUUCGACGACG